AUGACUUCCCAUCGGCAAGUAUUAGAUGUUACCAGCAACGCUAACCCAACGGAGAUCCGGCAGGCCUACCUUCAUCUGGCACGGCGAUGCCAUCCAGACAAGAACCCCGACGACCGUGAAGCCACCAAGACAUUCCAAAGGAUACAGGCUGCGUAUGUCGCUCUGAACGAAGUUCAGUGUGGCCAAAAUAGUUCUCAGACGUGCGAGGAGAACAACUCUCCGACGAGCGAGGAGAAGUACUACUCUCAGAAGAGCGAGGAGAAGUACUCUCAGAAGAACGAGGAGAAGAAAUCCCAGAACUGGGAGGAGAAGAAAUCCCAGAACUGGGAAAAGAAGAAAUCCCAGAACAGGGAGAAGAAGAAACCCCAGAACAGGGAGAAGAAGAAACCCCAGAACUGGGAGACGAAGAAACCCCAGAACUGGGAGACGAAGAAACCCCAGAACUGGGAGACGAAGAAAUCCCACAACUGGGGGAAGAAGAAAUCCCAGAAACAGGAGAAGAAGAAAUCCCAGAAAUUGGAGAAGAUAUAA
This is a messenger RNA of Homarus americanus (American lobster), 531 nucleotides long. RefSeq names its product protein Ycf2-like. Bases 1 to 531 code for a protein of 176 amino acids. The transcript has a single exon. The record is from RefSeq and is a predicted model, not a curated record. Lineage: Eukaryota; Metazoa; Arthropoda; Malacostraca; Decapoda; Nephropidae.